Messenger RNA from Rosa rugosa (rugosa rose), 1584 nucleotides. RefSeq lists its product as uncharacterized. The coding region runs from base 1 to 1584 and encodes 527 amino acids. The transcript is spliced from 5 exons. The record is from RefSeq and is a predicted model, not a curated record. NCBI's taxonomy places the organism in Eukaryota, Viridiplantae, Streptophyta, Magnoliopsida, Rosales, Rosaceae.
AUGCCAAGACCAAAAAGAAAGGAAAGGGAACAAAGCAAUGAUGACGAAGACUACAGAGAGGUGGAAUCAGAAUAUGAAGAAGAUGAUCAAACGAUACAGAGAAAGAAGAAUUCGAAGAAGAAUUUGAAAUCAAAAAGAAAAAGACAGGAUAAAGUAGAAGAAUCAGAAACAGAAGAAGAAGAAGAAGAAGAAACAUCAGCAAAGAAGAUUGCCAAGAAGCAUUCAAAAGAAAAAGGCAAAAAACAGAAAGUAAAACAUAUGGAAGAUUCAGAGUCAGAAGAAGAAACAACACCAAAGAAGGGGGGAACAAUUUCAUGGGACUAUGUCAGAGCAUGCGAAAAUUUGGAUCAGAUUGGAUCUUAUGACUGGGCAAAGGAAGUUGGAAGCUUCCUAAAAAAGUCUAUAAAGGCUUUGAAAAAGAAGAAUUCAAAGAGCUCAUAUGGUAAUACCGGGGGCUGCGUUCUAAUAAUACUGUAUUGGUUCUGUCAAAAGACUGAAAAAAUCAAGCCAAUAUCUGGAAGGGAGAAGGAAGUGCAUGGGAUGAGAAAAUGGGACAUCCAGAGGCUAAUACAGAAUUGGACAAGCUUUAACAGCUUGAAAAAACUAACUAAAAUAUUUGAAAAACUGAAGGAGGAUAGAAAGGAAUCAGAAUCCGAGGAAGAGGAGAAUAAUUCAGAUGAAGCAAAGACAGCUUCAGAAGGAGAGGAAAAAGGAGAUGAUGAUCAGGAAGUUGAAGUGGUUGAACAGGAAACAGCUUCAGAAAAAAGCAAAUGGGAGAAACAGCUUCAGAAAAAGGAAGAGAAGAUAAGAUGUCUAACUGUGGAGAAAGAUAAUUUGCAGCAAAAACUGAAGGAAAAGGAACAGGAACUAACGAAAUUCGCGGAGGACAAAGUGGAUCUGGAGGAACGAAAUGCUACACUUGUGACGGAGAACUUUUGCCUUGCAUCAUUAGUGAAGGAGCUAGAGGAAAAAGUGAAGAAAUUGGAGCAAAUGUUGAGCCCAAAGACUCACACCUCACCGGCAGCUCAACAGCACAACUCCCCACCACCUAACUCAACAGAAGAAAAUAAUGAAUCAAAUACAACUGCAUCUAAGGCUGCUGAGAACACAGAAAAGAGAGAUCAAUCAACUGUUGAGGAAGGUCAGUCCCAAGGGAUCUUCACAGUCGAAGAAUCUGCAGCCACAGCAGCUCAAUCUCCACCUCACUGCACAGUGCAAGAAGAAACUCAAUCGACACCUCCAUCACAAAAGGACUCACUGUUCCAGACCCCCACAGUCUGCAUGCUCACAGUCGAAGAAAUGGAAAAACAACCUGACAUGUUUCAGAUAGUGAAAAGUCCUGAAGCUGCGCGUGGCUUUCCACUUCAUACGUUGAGCCUAGUGAAAGAGCAGAAGACACCAGAGGAGAACAAAAAGGGCGAGUUAACAAUGCGCCUUACAGAGCAACAUUCUGGUGAAACUGUAUCAUCAAUGGGUCUCUACUCAUAUGUCGUCAGAUUGAAGAAUAGAAAAAGAACACAGAAAAAUGACAGCAUUUACUGUGACAUGGCCAGGGACAUGUCAUUCAAAUCACAGAACAUUUAA